Molecule: messenger RNA, 3036 nt
Organism: Cavenderia fasciculata
Lineage: Eukaryota; Evosea; Eumycetozoa; Acytosteliales; Cavenderiaceae
Product: EGF-like domain-containing protein
Exons: 4
Coding region: 1-3036 (1011 amino acids)
Biological process (GO): sexual reproduction
Source: RefSeq, a predicted model, not a curated record
AUGGCUGUUGUGGUUGUGGUCGAUGGUAUUACAAGUACAGGUAGCGCCGUCUUUGCGUACGGUCUACCAUCCAUCACUAGCUUUACACAAAAUACCGCCAAGAUUACCAUUAAUGGAUUAAACUUUGGUAGUGUAGUGUCGGAUAUCACCGUGACAUUGGUGACAGAGACACUGACCGGGUGUGUGCUGACUCUGGCCAAUGCAAGGGUCGAGUGUAAUCUAACACCCACCUCUCAGAGUGGAGGUGUCACUAUCAAGGUCAAGACACAGUUGUCGGGUGCCUAUGUGGUCAGCUUGAAACCUACUCUUACCACCGUGACGGCACAGUCGUCGCUCGGUGGUGUCAUCUCGAUCCAGGGCAGCAACCUCGGUAUAAGCGACGUGGUUGGCACGAAUGUGACCAUCACUGUGGGCGGUACCCAGUGCCAAGACGCAACUUCGACAUCGGCAGGCAUUGCCACAUGCAACGUGUCGGCUCUCCAAGCAUCCUUAUCAACCAUCCCACAGAUCAUAGUCUAUAUAAACGGAUUCCAAAGCUACAAUCAAAUCGCCUACAAGUACACAGCACCAGUUUUUACGGUCGCGCAGGAUGGCAAUACAGUCGUGGUAAGUGGAGUGAGUUUGGGAUUGGUCAGUCCGCAAGUUGUGCUUGUUGGGUUGAAACUAACAUGCACCUAUAUUACCCUGCACAGUAAAGUGCGAUGCACGCUCCCAACCGAUGCAAAGAAUGGUGAUUUGUACUUUGCAGUCAAUGGAUUCAACGUGUCUAGUCCGACAAUACUAACACCUGUCCUCAAGUCAAUCAGUGGUACUCCCACACAGGGUGGGUACGCCACCAUCAAUGGAUACUAUUUUGGCAGUGUUGUAGAUGGUGCUGUCACGACUGCCACCGUGGGCAGCAUGGAUUGCACGGAUGUAGAGCCUGUGCAGACGGUACUAGUCAACGGCAUACGUUGUGUGGUCGCGUCGGCACUACCACCCAACUCGGGUAUCAAUGUGACGGUCGCCGACUUGAUCAGCACGAAUCCCGAAAAUGUAAUGUUUAACUACCUCGCACCGGUGAUACAUUCGAUUACAAUGCUGCCAACCGACAAUAUAUUAACAGUGGCCGGUGACAAUUUCGGUCUGCUGUCUAUCGGCGAUGAUAUAGAGUUGACGGCCACUGAAACAGUGCGUCAGUGCAUGCAAGAGGACGGUAUCGAGUCGCCUGUCUACUGCACGAUCGAUCCGCUGACUCAACUCAACGGCGAUGUUUUAUUGACACGUAACUUUAUGUCGUCGGUGCCAUUUACACUGGCACUCGUACCAGCCGUGCAGUCGGCGACUGCUGUGCCCUACUUGGGUGGCCAAAUUACGCUCAAGGGAGGGUACCUCAACACCAAGCGUUACGACGGCAGUGACACUGACCUCACUCUAUCUGCCACGUUUGGCGGUACCGGCGAGCCAACCCUAGCCAGCAACUGCAUCCAACUAGUCAAUGAGACGAGUAUAGAGUGCUCACUCCAAGGUGGUGCGCAUGGUAAAUCCAACCUACUCCAAAUCAGCAUCGAUGGCAAGACAUCAAUUCCCAUCAAGUUCCAAGGUGUGCCACCUAUUGUCAAAGAAGCAACAAGUGUGUUGUAUCGAAAGGGUGGUAAUGUCACCAUCAAAGGUUACAACUUUGUUGAACCUCUCUCUGUCAACAUUGGUCUAGAAACUUGUUUCAAUAUCACAUAUAUCGACUCUACUCAAAUCACUUGCAAGUUUUCUGGACAGGCACGUAGAACUGAUCCAGGUAUCGGUCUAUUUACCGAAGUAAUUAGCGACGGGCUUGUAGGUGGUGCCAACGUCUUUUUCUACAGCGAUGAUAUACCGUGUGGAGGAUCUCCACCGUGCUCGGGUCAUGGUGUGUGUUUGUCGGGUGGCAGUUGCCAGUGUAAUAGUGGUUAUGUCGGGCUCAUAUGCGACCAGUCUUCGACGUCGACCAACAAUGGAGGUAGACCGACCGGCGAUCAAAGCAAUGCCGACUUUUCAGGCUUUUCCGUCUUCUUUACGCAUAUUCGAGAGUUGGAUAUCAACGACGUCCCCAUUGUCACGUAUCCCGUGUCAGAUAUCGUAUGGAAGGUCGUCUCCAACACCACCAACCAGAUGAUAUCGGUUGGCAAACUCGAGUACGAACCCAACUUUAACAUCAGUGUCACGACUACCAUCUUCCCCGACGAGACAGUCAUUACCUUUGCCGGUGAGGAACUGGUCAUGGCCAAGAACUCACUCAAGUACCAACUCGAUCUUGCACACUGGUUCUUUAGAACGAGUGUGAGCAGACUUCAACUCUUGUACGAACUCAACACACCACCAGGUGACAAUUGCGAUGAAAACGCCGACUCUAAUGGAAACCAGUUUGGUGGUGACGAGUCGGAUCUGAGAUGGGUACAAAUCACCGUCAACGAACAAACCCUAAUCACCAAAUUCUCUCAACGAUACAUUAUCGACAAUGAUGUCAUUCUGAGUAAUACAGCACUACUACAACCCAACGAUGAAAUCUUUAGUGAUCCCUAUUAUGUUGCCAAACUCAAUGCAACCAAUUCAACAUCUCUCUUGGUUGUUGGAAUGUAUGUUCCCAAUUUUCAACGUAGUGCUAUUAUAGAUCCAAACUUUUCAGUUUUAGUUGUAAGUCAUCCAAAAUCUGAAGCAAAGAAAUGUAAAACUUCAACGGUUAUUACUUGGUGGGCUGCAUUGAUUACCGUUGUUGGUGCAGCGAUUGGAUCAGUUUUGUUUUCAUUUACAGUGGUUCAGGUACAAAAGAGAAGAUUUAAAAGAGAGGAUAUAUCAAUGGAAACUAUCACAGCCGAAGGAUAUAACCAAGAGAAAAAGAAUAUUGUCCAAGAUGCUGUCUGCAUAUGCGCAGGGGCCGAGUAUCUCGAAAAAAGAUGUCUCCCCAAUAUAUCGGCACGCGACCAAUGCACCAACACCUACAAGGAAACUAUCGAAACAAUAACGGAGGCGGCGGCGGCACCAACAGGAGCAGGUCAAUGGACCUAUCUCACAUUAACCUAG